AUGCUACAAAGAGGCUUCAGGAGGUCGGCAUCGACCUUUCAGCAGACGGACAGGAAAAUACUAGAUUUCUAUAAUUACCAUGCGACAAACGCGGCGUUGAAACCCCUUAUUUAUAGGCCGAAGAACAAGAAUUUGUUGUUGGCGAUGGAUCUCAAAGAUCCGGAGUCUAACGCGCCGUUGAAGGCUAGAACACCUGUCAAGCCUUUAAGCAAAGACGUUCUCAAUUCUUACAUCUGGUCCGCUCAGGAGGCCUCUCAGGUGUUGGGAAUGGUGCGCAAAUGGACUUCAUUGACAACGAGAAAGAAGGCGAUCUGGCAGUUUUUUAAUGCGAGCCAUGUUCAGAACAUGCUUUUCGCUGCUAAUUUCAAGCUUGGAAAGUUCUCGGCGUUUGUAAGGGAAUUUUACGCGCUCAAACCCAGAUUCGAGUCAGUUGGAAGCGCAGCUAUUUACGACGUUGAACACUUCUUCAACUCGCUAAUUACGUGCAGUUUGCAUAAAAACGCAGCCCAGGGUACUCGGGACGCUGAUGUUGGUCUCAAGAAGCUCACGAACGCGUGGAACCACGUGGCAGUAAAAAAUGACGACUCUGGUCUUGCUGGACUUUUGAUCGCUGCAUAUGCGAAACAGCAAGGUAUCACUAGCGAGGCCUUAACCAGUCUAGAGACGCCGCUCCCAUCCAUCACCCACGAGAUCAAACUUCCCACACUCAUGUCAGAAUCUAUGUCCAUAGGCAUAACCGCCAAACUAGUGAGCGAAAACCGCUUCAAAUACGUGAUGACGCGCACCAUCCUGCAGUACGGUGACGCUUGCCUCGCAAACGACGCAAUCCAGAAAUUUGUAUCUGAGUACCAACUACUGCAAUCUAAACUUGAUGAUAAGAAAGAUGUUUAUGAGACCUACUGCUCAGUACUUAAGAGCGUUUUGACCGAGCAACACCCUCCCACCGUCACCCACAAGCACCCUGUUGCCGGUGAUGCCUAG
Lachancea mirantina is the source of this 981-nucleotide messenger RNA. NCBI's taxonomy places the organism in Eukaryota, Fungi, Ascomycota, Saccharomycetes, Saccharomycetales, Saccharomycetaceae. The record is from the annotation of a GenBank genome assembly.